This is a messenger RNA of Cucurbita moschata (crookneck pumpkin), 1548 nucleotides long. RefSeq names its product zinc finger protein VAR3, chloroplastic-like. The record is from RefSeq and is a predicted model, not a curated record. Gene Ontology annotation, molecular function: mRNA binding. NCBI's taxonomy places the organism in Eukaryota, Viridiplantae, Streptophyta, Magnoliopsida, Cucurbitales, Cucurbitaceae. Bases 65 to 1306 code for a protein of 413 amino acids. The transcript is spliced from 7 exons. Gene Ontology annotation, cellular component: cytoplasm.
AAUAAUAAUAGUAAUAUUUGUCGUCUCUGUCAUCCUACUAAAACCCAUCUGCAGAUGAACGCCUAUGGCAAAAACCCUUUUCGUUUCCGUCUGGAAUCCACGAAGCACAGUGAUGUCUGCUCCGAAGUUCAUGUAUUUCGGCACUGCAAUCUCCCGAACUACAUCCAGAGCUCUAUCGCCACUCCUCUUCCCGAGAAGACUCCCGCCGAAGCUCAUAUCUUUGAUCAAGUGCAGUUCUUCUACAGGGCUUGAUUCCGCCAGCAGUGGCGGCGCUGAUGCUUCUCAAUCCUACUCCGGCCUCACUCACCACCCCUGGCCUGAAUGGGUUUCCUUCGUCGACGGUCUGAGGACCAAGGGUUACUUGGUCGAACCUAAUGUAGAAGAUGCGAACGGAGAUGGGAGCGGCGGUGAUGUAGCUACGACAUCUGUGAAUGAUUACAACGACAUGAAUGUGUUGAAGGAUGCUUGUCUUAACUUUGCGCGCGAACGCUACGAUAUUUUCAAGUCAUUGUCCACAGAUGAUAUUCAAACCCUUGUGAAGGAUGGAUGUCCCAAUCUCUUCCGGAAAGUUGUUAAUUCAGCUAAGAGAUUGAGGGCUUACGUGCAACUAGACGAAGGGGACGUUUGUAGUACUUGCAAUCUUCGAGGCUCCUGUGGUCGAGCUUAUGUUAUUUUAAAGGAAACAGAAGCAACUGCAAGAACUGUGGAUGUAGCUCGAUUAUUGUUGACCUAUGCAUUGGAGCCAGUUGUUUUGUCUGGAGGGGACAAACCUCCCGGUAGAGAGCGUGUCGAAGUCUCUGCGAGAAAAUUGCUUUCUGAGCUAUUGAAACUGAGUGAAAAACCCAUCGAUGCAUCAGCCGUGAAGCCCAAUACGAAAUCUACCCGAAGAAAAGAAAAACCAUCAAAAUUUACAGAUGAUGCUUUAUCUCAAAAUGUUGAGAUGAAGAGAGGAGAUUGGAUGUGUACAAAAUGCAACUUCUUGAAUUUUUCGAGAAACAGAAAAUGUUUGAAAUGUAACGAAGAUGGUCCUAAAAGAGUUCGUGCAGAUGAUAUUGAAAUGAAAAGUGGAGAUUGGAUCUGUUCAGAGUGCAACUUUAUGAACUUCUCAAGAAACGUCAACUGCUUAAAGUGCAAAACCGAGAGGCCGAAGAAGAUUGAUGUCGGCGAAAUUGAAAUGAAGAAGGGAGAUUGGGUCUGUCCGAAAUGUACAUUCAUGAACUUUGCCAGUAACAAGAAAUGUUUGCGUUGCCGAGAACAUCGCCCGAAGAGGGAAAUGAAUCCAGGAGAAUGGGAAUGCCCCUCGUAAGUUUUUGAAUUAUAGACCAAACAUGGUCUACCGGAAGUGUGAUGGUGAGCGGCCUAAAGGAGGAGCAAGUGACGAGUACGAGGAGCAGCUAUGGGAGUCACCAAGGGGAAGAUGAUGUCCGAAGCCGACAAAUUGAUUAAAAUUUUGGGAUGUUUGGUGAUCAACUUCCUCUCCUCUUCUCUCUCUUUUGUCACUAUCUUCAAAGAGAUUUUUUUACUUAUCAAAAUUAAAAUUAUUUCCAA